AUGACUGCUGCUGUCUGGUUCAGUAUGACUGCUGCUGACUGGUUCAGUAUGACUGCUGCUGACUGGUUCAGUAUGACUGCUGCUGACUGGUUCAGUAUGACUGCUGCUGACUGGUUCAGUAUGACUGCUGCUGACUGGUUCAGUAUGACUGCUGCUGACUGGUUCAGUAUGACUGCUGCUGUCUGGUUCAGUAUGACUGCUGCUGACUGGUUCAGUAUGACUGCUGCUGACUGGUUCAGUAUGACUGCUGCUGACUGGUUCAGUAUGACUGCUGCUGACUGGUUCAGUAUGACUGCUGCUGUCUGGUUCAGUAUGACUGCUGCUGUCUGGUUCAGUAUGACUGCUGCUGUCUGGUUCAGUAUGACUGCUGCUGUCUGGUUCAGUAUGACUGCUGCUGACUGGUUCAGUAUGACUUGCUGCUGACCGGUUGUCAGUAUGACUGCUGUUGACCUGGUUUCCAGUAUGACUGCUGCUGACUGGUUUCAGUAUGACCUGGCUGUUACUGGUUCAGGUAUGACGGCUGCUUGUUUUGACGUUCAGUAAGGACUGCUGCUGUCUGGUUUCAGUAUGACUGCUGGCUGACUGGUUUCAGUAUGACUGCUUGCUGUCUGGGUUCAGUAUGACUGCUGCUGUCUGGUUCAGUAAUGAACUGCUGUUGAACGGGUUCAGUAUGUGACUGCUGCUGUCUGGUUCAGUAUGACUGGCUGCUGACUGGUUCAGGAUUGACUGCUGCUGGUUGACUGGUUUCAGUAUGAAUGCUGUUGACUGGUUCAGUAUGACUGCUGCUGUCUGGUUCAGUAUGACUUGCUGUUGACUGGUUCAAUGACUGCUGCUGACUGGUUCAGUAUGACUGCUGCUUCUGGUUCCAGUAAUGACUGCUGCGGACUGGUUCAGUAAAUGAAUGCUGCUGACUGGUUCAUAUGACUGCUGGUUCAGUAUGACUGCUGCUGUCUGGUUCAGUAUGACUGCUGCUGUCUGGUUCAGUAUGACUGCUGCUGCUGGUUCAGUAUGACUGCUGCUGACUGGUUCAGUAUGACUGCUGCUGACUGGUUCAGUAUGACUGCUGCUGUCUGGUUCAGUAUGACUGCUGCUGACUGGUUCAGUAUGACUGCUGCUGACUGGUUCAGUAUGACUGCUGCUGACUGGUUCAGUAUGACUGCUGCUGACUGGUUCAGUAUGACUGCUGCUGACUGGUUCAGUAUGACUGCUGCUGUCUGGUUCAGUAUGACUGCUGCUGACUGGUUCAGUAUGACUGCUGCUGACUGGUUCAGUAUGACUGCUGCUGACUGGUUCAGUAUGACUGCUGCUGUCUGGUUCAGUAUGACUGCUGCUGACUGGUUCAGUAUGACUGCUGCUGACUGGUUCAGUAUGACUGCUGCUGACUGUUCAGUAUGACUGCUGCUGACUGGUUCAGUAUGACUGCUGCUGACUGGAGCCUGACUGGUUCAGUAUGACUGCUGCUGACUGGUUCAGUAUGACUGCUGCUGACUGGUUCAGUAUGACUGCUGCUGACUGGUUCAGUAUGACUGCUGCUGACUGGUUCAGUAUGACUGCUGCUGUCUGGGAUUUUGUUCCACUCGUCUUUGCAGAUCUUCUCCAAGUCAUUAAGGUUUCGAGGCUGACGUUUGGCAACUCGAAUCUUCAGCUCCCUCCACAGAUUUUCUAUGGGAUUAAGUUCUGGAGACUGGCUAGGCCACUCCAGGACCUUAAUGUGCUUCUUCUUGAGCCACUCCUUUGUUGCCUUGGCCGUGUGUUUUGGGUCAUUGUCAUGCUGGAAUACCCAUCCACGACCCAUUUUCAAUGCCCUGGCUGAGGGAAGGAGGUUCUCAUCCAAGAUUUGACGGUAUAUGGCCCCGUCCAUCGUCCCUUUGAUGCGGUGAAGUUGUCCUGUCCCCUUAGCAGAAAAACACCCCCAAAGCAUAAUGUUUUCACCUCCAUGUUUGACGGUGAGGAUGGUGUUCUUGGGGUCAUAGGCAGCAUUCCUCCUCCUCCAAACACGGCGAGUUGAGUUGAUGCCAAAGAGCUCGAUUUUGGUCUCAUCUGACCACAACACUUUCACCCAGUUCUCCUCUGAAUCAUUCAGAUGUUAAUUGGCAAACUUCAGACGGGCCUAUAUAUGUGCUUUCAUGAGCAGGGGGACCUUGCGGGCACUGCAGGAUUUCAGUCCUUCAUGGCGUAGUGUGUUACCAAUUGUUUUCUUGAGGUGAGAUCUUGCAUGGAGCCCCAGGCCGAGGGAGAUUGACAGUUCUUUUGUGUUUCUUCCAUUUGCGAAUAAUCACACCAACUGUUGUCACCUUCUCACCAAGCUGCUUUGCGAUGGUCUUGUAGCCCAUUCCAGCCUUGUGUAGGUCUACAAUCUUGUCCCUGACAUCGUUGGAGAGCUCUUUGGUCUUGGCCAUCGUGGAGAGUUUGGAAUCUGAUUGAUUGAUUGAUUGCUUCUGUGGACAGGUGUCUUUUAUACAGGUAACAAACUGAGAUUAGGAGCACUCCCUUUAAGAGUGUGCUCCUAAUCUCAGCUCGUUACCUGUAUAAAAGACACCUGGGAGCCAGAAAUCUUUCUGAUUGAGAGGGGGUCAAAUACUUAUUUCCCUCAUUAAAAUGCAAAUCAAUUUAUAACAUUUUUGACAUGCGUUUUUCUGGAUUUUUUUGUUGUUAUUCUGUCUCUCACUGUUCAAAUAAACCUACCAUUAAAAUUAUAGACUGAUAAUUUCUUUGUCAGUGGGAAAACGUACAAAAUCAGCAGGGGAUCAAAUACUUUUUUCCCUCACUGGUAUGUCUCUGGAAUAUGCAAUCAUCUUCAGAAAUAGUCUAUGGCUGCGUUCCAAAUGACACCCUAUUUCUCAUAUAGUGUACUACUUUUGACCAGAGCCCUGUGCACUAUGUAGGGAAUAGGGUGCCAUUAGGGAAGCACUCUACAGGGCCAUCUCAUGAUGUUUUAGGAAUAUUUAACCUGCAGUUUAUUUUCUUAUAAAAGUGUCUCCUCUCUCUUCUCCCCCUCCCAUCUCCAUCCCCCUCCCCUCUACUUCUCCCCCUCCCCUCUCCAUCUCCCCCUCCCCUCCCCAUCCCCCUCCCCUCCACCUCUCCCCCUCCCCUCUACUUCUCCCCCUCCCCUCUCCAUCUCCCCCUCCCCUCUCCAUCCCCUCUCCAUCCCCCUCCCCUCUCCAUUCCCCUCCCCUCUACCUCUACCUCUCCCCUCUACCUCUCCCCCUCCCCUCUCCAUCCCCCUCCCCUCUACCUCUCCCCCUCCCCUCUACCUCUCCCCCUCCCCUCUACCUCUCCCCCUCCCCUCUCCAUCCCCCUCCCCUCUACCUCUCCCCCUCCCCUAUCCAUCCCCCUCCCCUCUCCAUCCCCCUCCCCUCUACCUCUUUUUUCUCUCUCUCCACCAGGUGUACAUCCCCUGCAGGACAGCUCUGAUCCGUUAUUAGAGCACUACGACUGACGCUCGCUACCAGCAGAAACAGACGGGCGUCAGAUUCAGAUGCCAGCCCAGCUAGUGCCAACCUCACUGUUAUCAGCCAAUCACUGUCCGUUUUUUCAGUGUCAACCAACCACACGCCAACUAAUGCAUCCUCCCUCCCUCCCUCCCUCCCUCCCUCCCUCCCUCCCUCCCUCCCCUCCCUCCCUCCCUCCCUCCCUCCCUCUCUCUCUCUCUCCCUCUCCCCCCUCCCUCCCUCCCUCCCUCUCUCUCUCCCUCUCUCCCCUCCCUCCCUCUCUCUCCUCCCCUCUCUCCCCUCCCUCCCUCCCUCCCUCUCCUCUCUCUCUCCCUCUCCCCCCCUCCCUCCCCUCUCUGCCCCCUCCCUCCCCCCCCUCCCUCCCUGUCUGCCCCCUCCCCUCCCUGCCACCCUCUCUCCCCCCCUCCCUCCCCCUUCUCCAUUUACCUUUUGUGGGUUCCUACAUUUUUCAUACACCUUUAACAAUAGUUAGUAGCUAACCAUCGAUGAUCAUAGAUGACCGUAUUAACAUCAGCUGUAACGCAGCAUGGUGUAGAAGGAAGUUUCCCACUAUAACCAAGUCGGCCUUGCUGAAUAGGGCGUUAUAUGUUACACUAAUAUGAUAUAACACAGGAUUAGGGUUGCAGAAUUCCGGUAAUAUUCCCAAAAUUCCCAGGUCGGAAGAUUUCAGGAAUCAGAGAAGAAUAAGCAGGAAAUCCGGAAUCCUCCAACCAGGAAUUCUGGAAAACCUGGACAUUUUGGGAAAGUUCCUGUAAUUCUGCCACUUACACAGUAUGUAUCAUUGAUAUUUUGAGUCCAUCCACCCACCGCUAGUUUACCAAGCCUUGGUAUGAAAACUGCAACACUUGAAAAGGAACUGUGGUAUGGUAAUGCUAAUAUGCUAACAUAAAGCAUUACUUGUGGUACAGUAAUGCUAACAUGCUAACAUAACGCAUUACUUGUGGUACAGUAAUGCUAACAUAAAGCAUUACUUGUGGUACAGUAAUGCUAACAUAAAGCAUUACUUGUGGUACAGUAAUGCUAAUGCAGUUAGCAAUAGUACUACCUUUUCCACUGAUUCCAGGAUGCACAGGCUUGUAAAGAGAUGAUUUGAAAUAUAUAUAGUUUUUUGGAUUUGUGUGCAAUUUAUAUACAAAUAUAGCACGCACAAUUUAAUGCUUAUGAUUUUGUAUUUAAAUGCCAACAAUGUUUUGAAAGUGUUUGUCUAUUUAAAAGGAACAGGACAGAAAAAGAGAUGGGUUACCAGCGCUGCAUUAGAACCAUGUCCUCUGUGUCCCAAAUGGCACCCUAUUCCCUAUGUAGUGCACUACUUUUGACCAGGGGCCCAUAGGGAAUAGGGUCAAAAGUAGUGCACUAUAUAUAAAGGAAUAGGGUGCCAUUUGGGAAACAAACCCAGGAGAUCACUGUGGACGUCAUCGUGUUUUGCUUCAUCAUUGUGGAUCUAUUGAUGCUUUUGUUGAAAUUGUAUUUACAUCGAAAUAAGCUAUCUUUAAUAAUAUAUAAUUUUGUUGACUUAACCUGGCUUUAGUGGGUUUGUAAUACUUCUGUGGUGUGACGGGUCUUUUAUCAAAGCAGCUAGGGAUCAUGCAUUUUACCUGUUUAUAUAUACUUGUUUGUGUCAGUCAUUUGCAGCUAAAGCCACGUAAUAAGAGCACUGAAUACAGGCAGCCGAUAGCCUGUCUGGUGUGAUGUGUUUGAGUUCAGGCAGCCGAUAGCCUGUCUGGUGUGAUGUGUUUGAGUUAUGCAGGCUUCUGGAAUGGACACGCCAAUCGACAUACAACCAUUAUUAGAGAGGUAGAGUGGCAAAGAAGACUAAGUAACAGUACUGGAUCCUGCUAAAAGACAGGAAACGGGCCGUCCGUAUUCUUAAACCAUUGUCCGUUCUGCACAGCUUACUUCCCCUCUUGUCUAUCCCUUAUACUGUAUUUAGUUGCUUUUACCCCUGACAGAAAUGGAGCUUUGAUUUCAGUGAUAUAUAUAUAUAUAUAUACAGUGGAGAGAACAAGUAUUUGAUACACUGCCGAUUUUGCAGGUUUUCCUACUUACAAAGCAUGUAGAGGUCUGUAAUUUUGAUCAUAGGUACACUUCAACUGUGAGAGACGGAAUCUAAAACAAAAAUCCAGAAAAUCACAUUGUAUGAUUUUUAAGUAAUUAAUUUGCAUUUUAUUGCAUGACAUAAGUAUUUGAUACAUCAGAAAAGCAGAACUUAAUAUUUGGUACAGAAACCUUUGUUUGCAAUUACAGAGAUCAUACGUUUCCUGUAGGUCUUGACCAGGUUUGCACACACUGCAGCAGGGAUUUUGGCCCACUCCUCCAUACAGACCUUCUCCAGAUCCUUCAGGUUUCGGGGCUGUCGCUGGACAAUACGGACUUUCAGCUCCCUCUAAAGAUGUUCUAUUGGGUUCAAGUCUGGAGACUGGCUAGGCCACUCCAGGACCUUGAGAUGCUUCUUACGGAGCCACUCCUUACUUGCCCUGGCUGUGUGUUUUGGGUCGUUGUCAUGCUGGAAGACCAAUCCACGACCCAUCUUCAAUGCUCUUACUGAGGGAAGGAGGUUGUUGGCCAAGAUCUCACGAUACAUGACCCCAUCCAUCCUCCCCUCAAUACGGUGCAGUCGUCCUGUCCCCUUUGCAGAAAAGCAUCCCCAAAGAAUGAUGUUUCCACCUCCAUGCUUCACGGUUGGGAUGGUGUUCUUGGGGUUGUACUCAUCCUUCUUCUUCCUCCAAAAACGGCGAGUGGAGUUUAGACCAAAAAGCUCUAUUUUUGUCUCAUCAGACCACAUGACCUUCUCCCAUUCCUCCUCUGGAUCAUCCAGAUGGUCAUUGGCAAACUUCAGACGGGCCUGGACAUGCGCUGGCUUGAGCAGGGGGACCUUGCGUGCGCUGCAGGAUUUUAAUCCAUGACGGCGUAGUGUGUUACUAAUGGUUUUCUUUGAGACUGUGGUCCCAGCUCUCUUCAGGUCAUUGACCAGGUCCUGCCAUGUAGUUCUGGGCUGAUCCCUCACCUUCCUCAUGAUCAUUGAUGCCCCACGAGGUGAGAUCUUGCAUGGAGCCCCAGACCGAGGGUGAUUGACCGUCAUCUUGAACUUCUUCCAUUUUCUAAUAAUUGCGCCAACAGUUGUUGCCUUCUCACCAAGCUGCUUGCCUAUUGUCCUGUAGCCCAUCCCAGCCUUGUGCAGGUCUACAAUUUUAUCCCUGAUGUCCUUACACAGCUCUCUGGUCUUGGCCAUUGUGGAGAGGUUGGAGUCUGUUUGAUUGAGUGUGUGGACAGGUGUCUUUUAUACAGGUAACGAGUUCAAACAGGUGCAGUUAAUACAGGUAAUGAGUGGAGAACAGGAGGGCUUCUUAAAGAAAAACUAAUAGGUCUGUGAGAGCCGGAAUUCAUACUGGUUGGUAGGUGAUCAAAUACUUAUGUCAUGCAAUACAAUUCAAAUUAAUUACUUAAAAAUCAGACAAUGUGAUUUUCUGGAUUUUUGUUUUAGAUUCUGUCUCUCACAGUUGAGGUGUACCUAUGAUAAAUAUUACAGACCUCUACAUGCUUUGUAAGUAGGACAACCUGCAAAAUCGGCAGUGUAUCAAAUACUUGUUCUCCCCACUGUAUGUGUAUAUAUAUAUAUAUAUAUAUAUAUAUAUAUAUAUAUAUAUAUAUAUAUAUAUAUAUAUAUAUAUAUAUAUAUAUUGUUUAACGUUAUCUGCAAAGGUCCAUACUGUCAGCAAUUCUAAGGCUAAAAGACUAUUCUAUUUAGGAAAAGACUAAGAUUGUUCAUGCUCACUGAGUACCUGUAUGUUACCUCCCAAAUGGCACCCUAUUCCUUGUAGUGCACUACUUUUCACCAGCCCCCCCCCCCUUUUGGGGCCCUGAUCAAAAGUAGUGCACCAAACGGGGACUAGGGUGUUGCUUUGGGAUUCUGACUGUGUGGGUGGGGUUAAGGUCAUGUAGCAUCAAACAUGAAGGAUCAAUGAGUAGUAUUUACCAGAGGAUAACUGAAAAGUAUUAGUUAGAUGUAGUGGUUAUUACAUGAAGACUGUUGCCUACUGUAAACCAAAUGACACCCUAUUCCCUUUAUAGUGCACUACUUUUUGACCCGGUUCCAUAGAGCCCUGGUCAAAAGUAGUGCACUAUAAAGGGAAUAGUGUGUCAGUUGGGACUCAGCCUGCGUCACUAGUCUGCCUUCACGAGGAUCUCUGCUGUGGUUUUGUGGUUGUGUCCUAACCUCGUCCCCCAUAGCAUUGUCAGGUGAACAAGAUUAUGUUGUAUCCCAAUGCAAUAAUUGUUGAAAAGAGUCAUUAAACUGUAUUAAACCAAUGGUGUUUGCUUAUUGUCUUGUCUGUUGGUCCUCUCUUUAUAAUGUAUCUUUUUUUUUAUUCACUUGGGUGGAUUAUAUGUCUUUAUCCAAAAUGGCAGCAUAUUCCCUAAAGUUCACUUGUUCUGGCCAGAACCCUAUGGAGCCUGGUCCACUUGUUCUGGCCAGAACCCUAUGGAGCCUGGUCCACUUGUUCUGGCCAGAACCCUAUGGAGCCUGGUCCACUUGUUCUGGCCAGAACCCUAUGGAGCCUGGUCCACUUGUUCUGGCCAGAACCCUAUGGAGCCUGGUCCACUUGUUCUGGCCAGAACCCUAUGGAGCCUGGUCCACUUGUUCUGGCCAGAACCCUAUGGAGCCUGGUCCACUUGUUCUGGCCAGAACCCUAUGGAGCCUGGUCCACUUGUUCUGGCCAGAACCCUAUGGAGCCUGGUCCACUUGUUCUGGCCAGAACCCUAUGGAGCCUGGUCCACUUGUUCUGGCCAGAACCCUAUGGAGCCUGGUCCAAAGUACUACCAUUUGGGAUGAGGCCUAUGUGUGCCAUUUAAAACGCCAUUGGAUCAGUCAACCAUUUUAUAUUUGACAUUUUAAUACUAAUUUUUCCUCAACUGUUUUUCCUAUAUUACUAUUUUUCUGCCAGUUUUUGAGUGACAUUCUGCCUUGGUGACUUUUUAAAGAUCACUUAAGCAAAAUAAUUCACACCACUAUUCCCAUUCCUCUCACGUCCUGUAUCAAAGCAAUAUUAUAGUCAAUGUGAAACACCACAGACCCAUUUUGUGUAUUCCAGACGAAAGCUAAUAUCUUGAUUUACGGAUGCUGUAAUUCUGAGAUUUAAACCCAUUGCAUUGCUGCAGGUUCUGAACACAGGCAGCUAUGUAUACCAGUGUAGCAUAUGGCAGGUUUUGAUCCAUCUCCCCAUACAGCGGAAGAGAAAGAAAAUACAUUGAUAUUCCAGGAACAUCGUCCUAAUAUUUAACCACCACAAGUAUCUUCAACACUUCGUUUCCCUUUUAUAUAACACCAAAGCUUUCAGAAAAAGGGCUUUUUCACCUCUCCAAAAAGCACAGAGGAGCACUUUGCAUAAAUAUGGGCAGUAUGAAAGAGGCCGGUUGUGGAGACUGAAGUGGCACGGUGUUUUUAAUCACGGACGGAUCUCAUCUGAGCCGAUGAGUUCGUCUGAAAUUGCACCCCAGGGGCCUGGUCAAAACGAGUGCACUGUGUAGGGAAUAGGGAUGCCAUUAGAGACACAGCCCAUGUCAUUAUCGUUACCACGGUGACUCAUUGAUUUAAAACUGAAAGAAGUCUGAUGCAUUAAAUUAUAGGCUGCUCUGUCUUUCGAUCCUGAAUCCAACACACUUCUUCUGUAUGAUCAACCCCAGUAGAAAUAGUAUUUAAACAGAUGUGAAUAGCCUGGAUGAAUCAGACACUCAGUGACCCCCAGAUUCACUCACUGCCUCAUCCAGCCCCCACAGCUAUAGAGAGUGAGGGGGAGAGAGAGAAAUACUGUGUAUUUGUGCAGGCAGUACGACUGCUGGAGAUGUUUAUAAAGUCUCUGUGGCCACGUCCUAAAUGGCACCCUAUUCCUUAGUGCAAUAUAUAGGGAAUAGGGCGCCAUUGGGGACACAGAUAGUAUGUCAGUACCUGGAGCCUCUCUACACAAAGAGAUGUUGGAUUACUGUGUUUGAGGAUCCUCUAUACAAACAAACAGUAGAGCUGCUUCCCUCUACACUGUGUCUGGUGGAGCUGCUUCCCUCUACACUCUGUCUGAUGGAGCUGUUUCCCUCUACACUCUAUCUGAUGGAGCUGCUUCCCUGUACACUCUAUCUGAUGGAGCUGCUUCCCUCUACACUGUGUCUGAUGGAGCUGCUUCCCUCUACACUCUGUCUGAUGGAGCUGCUUCCCUCUACACUGUGUCUGAUGGAGCUGCUUCCCUCUACACUCUGUCUGAUGGAGCUGCUUCCCUCUACACUCUGUCUGAUGGAGCUGCUUCCCUCUACACUCUAUCUGAUGGAGCUGCUUCCCUCUACACUCUGUCUGAUGGAGCUGCUUCCCUGUACACUCUGUCUGAUGGAGCUGCUUCCCUCUACAGUCUAUCUGAUGGAGCUGCUUCCCUGUACACUCUGUCUGAUGGAGCUGCUUCCCUCUACACUCUGUCUGAUGGAGCUGCUUCCCUCUACACUCUAUCUGAUGGAGCUGCUUCCCUCUACACUCUGUCUGAUGGAGCUGCUUCCCUGUACACUCUGUCUGAUGGAGCUGCUUCCCUCUACACUCUAUCUGAUGGAGCUGCUUCCCUCUACACUCUGUCUGAUGGAGCUGCUUCCCUGUACACUCUGUCUGAUGGAGCUGCUUCCCUCUACAGUCUAUCUGAUGGAGCUGCUUCCCUCUACACUCUGUCUGAUGGAGCUGCUUCCCUGUACACUCUGUCUGAUGGAGCUGCUUCCCUCUACACUCUGUCUGAUGGAGCUGCUUCCCUGUACACUCUGUCUGAUGGAGCUGCUUCCCUCUACACUCUGUCUGAUGGAGCUGCUUCCCUCUACACUCUGUCUGAUGGAGCUGCUUCCCUCUACACUAUCUGAUGGAGCUGUUUCCCUCUACACUCUAUCUGAUGGAGCUGCUUCCCUCUACACUCUGUCUGAUGGAGCUGCUUCCCUCUACACUGUCUGGUGGAGCUGCUUCCCUCUACACUCUAUCUGAUGGAGCUGCUUCCCUCUACACUGUCUAAUGGAGCUGCUUCCCUCUACACUCUAUCUGAUGGAGCUGCUUCCCUCUACUCUGUCUGAUGGAGCUGCUUCCCUCUACAUUGUCUGAUGGAGCUGCUUCCCUGUACACUGUCUGAUGGAGCUGUUUCCCUCUACAUUGUCUGAUGGAGCUGCUUCCCUCUACACUAUCUGAUGGAGCUGUUUCCCUCUACAGUCUGAUGAGGAAGAUAUACCUUCUGAGGUUUUUUUCAGGUGAAGUGGUAAUUUAAGUUAGCCUGGUACAAGUACCGUACCUGUUUAUAUAACAAUAAUAUAAAUAGGUUUAAAUCCACUUAGCCUGGUCCCAGAUCUGUCUGUGCUGUCUUGCCAACUGUCUUUCCUAUGGUCAUUGGCACACCAAGCACUGACUAUAGGAGUUGGCAAGACAGCACAGACAGAUCUGGGACCAGGAUACAGUAAGUGGCCUUAAUUCUACAUAGUUUUAUUGUCUUUAUAUACAGUAGCCAGAUGCUAUUUACUCAGUCUCUGCUUUAUAUCCCCCCCCCGCCACGCACGUACGUGCACACUCAAGCCCCACCUCUGAUUCAGCUGUUCUGCAGAGCAAGUUGAGGUAGGAAAAGUCCCUCUCCCUGUAACAUUCAGAGCUCUCGGGUGUUGUAGCACCCGUCUCGUCAGGCACCUUACACUCACAGCAACUACUGAAGAGCUGGCGGAAACCGUCAACACUGAGAUUUAAACAAGACUGAAGUCAACUGCUCCUUCCAAGGCUGUCACAGAGAAAUGAUUUCCUUUCAAAUAAAUAUAUAAAAAAUGAAGAUUGUGAUGGUGAGAAGUAUAAUGUUGGUAGUAUCCUAUUUAUCCCUGUCUCCAGGGCCAGGCCCAGCACACAUGAUAUUUUACAUUUACAUUUACGUCAUUUAGCAGACGCUCUUAUCCAGAGCGACUUACAGUUAGUGCAUACAUCAUUAUUUUAAAUAUUUUUUAUACUGGCCCCCCAUGGGAAUCGAACCCACAACCCUGGCGUUGCAAACGCCAUGCUCUACCAACUGAGCUACAUCCCUGCCGGUCAUUCCCUCCCCUACCCUGGACGACGCUGAGCCAAUUGUGCGCCGCCCCAUGGGUCUCCCGGUCGCGGCCGGCUACGACAGAGCCUGGAUUCGAACCAGGAUCUCUAGUGGCACAGCUAGCACUGCGAUGCAGUGCCUUAGACCACUGCGCCUCCCCGGGGAGAAAUUUGACUUGGGACAAUUAAAGAGUGAAAGAAGCAGAUUAAGGAGGAGUUUAAGAAGCUUCAUCCGUUUCUACAAGAGGAAGAGGAGGCCAGGAUAACUGCACCGAGGGAGGAAGAGGAGCAGAAGAGUCAGAUGAUGAAGAAGAAGAUUGAUGAGAAGAUCAGAGAGAUGUCAUCACUUCCAGAUACUAUCACAGCCAUAGAGGAUGAGCUGAGAGAUGAAGACAUAUCAGUCCUGCUGAACUACAAGGCCACAAAGGACAGAGACCAGAAGACAUCUCAGUCCUGCUGAACUACAAGGCCACAAAGGACAGAGACCAGAAGACAUCUCAGUCCUGCUGAACUACAAGGCCACAAAGGACAGAGACCAGAAGACAUCUCAGUCCUGCUGAACUACAAGGCCACACUGCCGGAUCCACAGCUGGUUUCAGGAGUCCUGAUAGACGUGAGCUCCACCAUUCAGAUAGCUCCAUCUAUAAAAUGGCUACUCGCCUCACGUUGACUUACCUGUUGAUCAGGAAGAAGUUCACAACAGAAAGAGCACCGUAACAACUAUGCAGCUAAUCAGCAUACAUUAUAUAACUAAGGACCAUCAUACAAUUUAUAAUCUUUGAAAAUAACCAAGAUUCAAUACGACAAUCAGAGAACAAGAGACACCAACAUCAGAUCUGUGAUUUCCAAGUUCUUCUGACUUACUCUAUCGCUGUGAGUUUUCAACAGUAAAUCUUAAUUUCAGAAGCCGCUCCAGAUAAGAGGAGAGAGUGUGAUUGGGAGAGAACAUGUCGUCUAAACCUUCUCUCUAUGAAGAGGAUUGUAGAGGAUUGUCCUGUGACAUCUUUAAGGAUCCUGUCCUCCUGUUGUGUGGCCACAGCUUCUGUAAAGCCUGUCUGAAGCUAUGCUGGAAACAGAAGGAUUCUCGGGUAUGUCCAGUCUGCAGAAAAAAGUCCUCAAUGGAACAUCCUCCCUGCGACCUGGUUUUAAAGAACCUGUGUGAGACUUUCUUACAGGAGAGGAGUCAAAGAGCUUCGGCGGGGUCUGAGGUACAGGAGAGGAGUCAGAGAGCUUCGGCAGGGUCUGAGGUACAGGAGACGAGUCAGAGAGAUUCAGCAGGGACUGAGGUACAGGAGAGGAGUCAGAGAUAUUCAGCAGGGUCUGAGGUACAGGAGAGGAGUCAGAGAGCUUCGGCAGGGUCUGAGGUACAGGAGAGGAGUCAGAGAGCUUCGGCAGGGUCUGAGGUACCAGAGAGGAGUCAGAGAGCUUCAGCUGGGACUGAGGUACAGGAGAGGAGUCAGAGAGAUUCAGCAGGGUCUGAGGUACAGGAGAGGAGUCAGAGAGCUUCGGCAGGGUCUGAGGUACCAGAGAGGAGUCAGAGAGCUUCAGCAGGGACUGAGGUACAGGAGAGGAGUCAGAGAGAUUCAGCAGGGUCUGAGGUACAGGAGAGGAGUCAGAGAGCUUCAGCAGGGUCUGGGGUACAGGAGAGGAGUCAGAGAGAUUCAGCAGGGUCUGAGGUACAGGAGAGGAGUCAGAGAGCUUCAGCAGGGUCUGAGGUACAGGAGAGGAGUCAGAGAGAUUCAGCAGGGUCUGAGGUACAGGAGAGGAGUCAGAGAGAUUCAGCAGGGUCUGAGGUACAGGAGAGGAGUCAGAGAGCUUCAGCAGGGUCUGAGGUACAGGAGAGGAGUCAGAGAGCUUCAGCAGGGUCUGGGGUACAGGAGAGGAGUCAGAGAGAUUCAGCAGGGUCUGAGGUACAGGAGAGGAGUCAGAGAGCUUCAGCAGGGUCUGGGGUACAGGAGAGGAGUCAGAGAGAUUCAGCAGGGUCUGAGGUACAGGAGAGGAGUCAGAGAGAUUCAGCAGGGUCUGAGGUACAGGAGAGGAGUCAGAGAGCUUCAGUAGGGUCUGAGGUACAGGAGAGGAGUCAGAGAGUUUCAGCAGGGUCUGAGGUACAGGAGAGGAGUCAGAGAGCUUCGGCAGGGUCUGAGGUACAGGAGAGGAGUCAGAGAGCUUCAGCAGGGUCUGAGGUACAGGAGAGGAGUCAGAGAGCUUCGGCAGGGUCUGAGGUACAGGAGAGGAGUCAGAGAGCUUCGGCAGGGUCUGAGGUACAGGAGAGGAGUCAGAGAGAUUCAGCAGGGUCGGAGGUACAGGAGAGGAGUCAGAGAGCUUCAGCAGGGUCUGAGGUACAGGAGAGGAGUCAGAGAGCUUCGGCAGGGUUUGAGGUACAGGAGAGGAGUCAGAGAGCUUCAGCAGGGUCUGAGGUACAGGAGAGGAGUCAGAGAGAUUCGGCAGGGUCUGAGGUACAGGAGAGGAGUCAGAGAGCUUCGGCAGGGUCUGAGGUACAGGAGAGGAGUCAGAGAGAUUCGGCAGGGUCUGAGGUACAGGAGAGGAGUCAGAGAGCUUCAGCAGGGUCUGAGGUACAGGAGAGGAGUCAGAGAGCUUCAGCAGGGUCUGAGGUACAGGAGAGGAGUCAGAGAGCUUCGGCAGGGUCUGAGGUACAGGAGAGGAGUCAGAGAGCUUCAGCAGGGUCUGAGGUACAGGAGAGGAGUCAGAGAGCUUCAGCAGGGUCUGAGGUACAGGAGAGGAGUCAGAGAGCUUCGGCAGGGUCUGAGAUGCUCUGCAGUCUGCACGGUGAGAAAAUCAAGCUCUUCUGUCUGGAGGAUAAACAGCCUGUCUGUCUGAUUUGUCAAACAUCCAAAAAGCACAAGAGUCAUGACUGCUGUCCGAUAGAUGAGGCUGCUCAGGACCAUAAGAAGGAACUCAUGUACGGCUGCACCUUGACUCGUACGGAUGCACCUUGACUCAUGUACGGCUGCACCUUGACUCAUGUACGGCUGCAGCUUGACUCAUGUACGGCUGCACCUUGACUCGUACGGAUGCACCUUGACUCAUGUUGGUUGAAGCAUUGUCUACUCUCCUCUAUCUGGUCAGCCAUGACAUCAUGACCAGUUCUAAUCUCUAGUUCUCUCUGUUCAGCUCCUGUGAUUCUGGACCCCGACACUGCCCACCCACAAUUCAUCCUGUCUGAGGAUCUGAGCAGUUUGAGAAUCAGUGGAGUGAGACAGCAGCUUCCUGACAGCCCAGAGAGGUUUUGAUUACUGGAUAUGGGUCCUGGGCUCUGAGGGUUUAACUCAGGGACACAGCUGGGACGUGGAGGUUGGGGACAAUACAGAACGGUUCAUGGGUGUCAUAGCAGAGUCUGCCCAGAUGAAGGAAGAGAAGAGUAGUGAUGCAUGGAUGAAAUAUUAUCGUGAAGGUCAAUACAGAGCAAUACCGCCAGGCACUCUCCUCACAGUGAGACAGAAACCCCAGAGGAUCAGAGUGCAGCUGGACUGGGACAGAGGAAAAGCUGUCAUUCUCUGA
Messenger RNA from Coregonus sp. 'balchen', 15033 nucleotides. Lineage: Eukaryota; Metazoa; Chordata; Actinopteri; Salmoniformes; Salmonidae. The record is from the annotation of a GenBank genome assembly.